Molecule: messenger RNA, 1911 nt
Organism: Fusarium falciforme
Lineage: Eukaryota; Fungi; Ascomycota; Sordariomycetes; Hypocreales; Nectriaceae
Product: Glucanase
Exons: 2
Coding region: 1-1911 (636 amino acids)
Biological process (GO): carbohydrate metabolic process
Cellular component (GO): extracellular region
Molecular function (GO): cellulose binding; hydrolase activity, hydrolyzing O-glycosyl compounds
Source: RefSeq, a predicted model, not a curated record
AUGUACCGCGCUAUCUCGCUCGCUACGGCGUUGAUCGCCAGUGUUCGCGCGCAGCAGGCCUGCACCUCGACUCAAGAGACUCACCCACCCCUGACCUGGUCCAAGUGUACCGAGAGCGGCUGCACCGAGGUUUCCGGCUCGGUCGUCGUCGACGCCAACUGGCGAUGGACUCACACCGUCGAGGGUAGCACCAACUGCUACACCGGUAACAAGUGGGACACCUCCAUCUGCCCCGACGGCAAGACUUGCGCAGAGAAGUGCUGCGUUGACGGCGCCGACUAUGCUUCCACCUAUGGUGUGACUACCAGCGGUGACCAGCUUAGCCUGAGCUUCGUCACUAAGGGCGCUUACGCUACUAACGUCGGUAGCCGCCUGUAUCUCAUGGAGGACGACGAGACCUACCAGAUGUUCUCUCUGCUCGGCAACGAGUUCACCUUUGACGUCGACGUCUCUCAGAUCAGCUGCGGUGUCAACGGUGCCCUGUACUUUGUCUCCAUGGACGAGGACGGUGGCAAGGCCAAGAGCGACGGCAACAAGGCUGGCGCCAAGUACGGCACUGGUUACUGUGAUGCUCAGUGUGCCCGCGACGUCAAGUUCAUCAACGGCGAGGCCAACGUCGAGAACUGGACCCCCUCCGAGACUGACCCCAACUCGGGAACCGGCAACCUCGGUGCUUGCUGCCCUGAGAUGGAUAUCUGGGAAGCCAACGACAUCUCUACUGCCUAUACUCCUCACCCUUGCAAGACCCUCACCUACCACACAUGUGAGGGCGACAACUGUGGCGGAACUUACUCCAAGACCCGCUACGCCGGCACCUGCGACCCCGAUGGCUGUGACUUCAACCCCUUCCGCCAGGGUAACGAGACAUUCUACGGACCCGGCUCCGAGUUCACUGUCGACACCACCAAGAAGGUUACUGUUGUCACUCAGUUCAUCAAGGGAAGCAGUGGUGGUCUCUCCGAGAUCAAGCGCUUCUAUGUCCAGAACGGCAAGGUCAUUGGCAACCCCGAGUCCAAGGUCGCCAACAACGCCGGCAACUCGGUCACUGAGGAGUUCUGCUCUGCCCAGAAGAAGGCCUUUGGCGAUGAUGACGACUUUGUUGCCAAGGGUGGCUUCUCCCAGAUGAGCGAUGCUCUUGCUGCCCCCAUGGUCCUGACCAUGAGUCUGUGGGACGACCACAAGGCCAACCUUCUCUGGCUCGACUCGACCUACCCCGUUGAUGCUACUGGUGCUGGUGCCAAGCGCGGAACCUGCUCUACUGACUCUGGUGUUCCCAAGGAGGUCGAAGCCGAGGCUCCCAACUCCAAGGUCAGCUUCUCCAACAUCAAGUUCGGUCCCAUCGGCACCACCUUCGAGGGUGGCGAGGAAGCCAGCUCCGGUUCCGGUUCCACCUCCCCCAGCAAGGCCGCCAGCGCUUCUCCCGUCGCCUCCCAGUCUGCUUCCGCCGGUGCUCAGACCAGUGUUGCCGCCAGCAAGCCCCAGACCACCGUUGUCCAGUCGAUCAAGCCCUCUUCCGUCGCCGCCCAGUCGCCUUCUUCCGCCGCCGCCGAGGUCCCCAAGGCUUCCUCUUCUCAGGCCGCUGCUGUUCCCUCCAACAAGCCCGCCACUACUGAGGUGAACACCCCCGUUGCAACUGAAGAUGAGGAGGAGGAGUGCGAGGCUGACCCUGAGGACGCGCAGCCCACUAGUGCCAAGCCUGCCACCACCGCCGGCUCCGGAUCCCAGCCUUCGGCUAAGCCCUCCGCUGCUCAGCCCUCUGCUCAGCCUUCCAGCGGUUCCGACUCUUCCUCUGCUGCUGGUGCCUACCAGCGAUGCGGUGGCCAGGGCUGGACCGGUGCCACCACCUGCGUCUCUGGCUACACCUGCAAGGAGCAGAACCCUUGGUACUCCCAGUGCGUCGCCUCUGCCUAA